Molecule: messenger RNA, 960 nt
Organism: Dreissena polymorpha
Lineage: Eukaryota; Metazoa; Mollusca; Bivalvia; Myida; Dreissenidae
Product: zinc finger protein PLAG1-like
Exons: 6
Coding region: 1-960 (319 amino acids)
Biological process (GO): regulation of transcription by RNA polymerase II
Cellular component (GO): nucleus
Molecular function (GO): DNA-binding transcription factor activity, RNA polymerase II-specific; RNA polymerase II transcription regulatory region sequence-specific DNA binding
Source: RefSeq, a predicted model, not a curated record
AUGGGGUUCACACAAAGGGCUGAUGCUAGGCUCAGUAGGCUGCUUACUGUCAGCAUUCCAACAAAAGAAACAAAGUUGAGAGGGAAAAAAAAAAGCAACAAAAAGAAGAGCCACUGGCAUGAACACGUCAGCGCUGUACACUGUAAGGACAGGAACUUCCUGUGCCCGCUAUGUGAACACACCUACAAAACAGCUCGUGCACUGAAGCGGCAUCAGAAAGAAUCCCAUAGGUUGACGGAAUUACAGGAUGACAAUGAACAGAAUACGGACAUGCCUUCGAAGAGCCAGUUGCUUGAGCAUGUUCGCACGGUACACUGUGAGACGAGGGACUUUCAUUGCAAGCUGUGUGAUCACACGUACAAGUCUGCGCGUGGACUGAAGAGGAAUGAGAAGGAGUCCCAUAAAGUCGUGUGCACCGAAAUAAAGGAUGAGAAUAACGAGACGCGUGUUUCCAUGACUGUGGUGAAGAUUAAGAAAGGGAGCCUGACCUGCUCUGAGUGCCUGAAGGAUUUUCCAUCACGAGCUGAGCUGUUACAGCACAAUAUGGAACAACACAUCGAAUCCUACAAGCAUCUUUGUGACACAUGCGGGAAAAGAUACCUACGGAGGACGCAUCUACAGGACCAUGUUGCAAGUGUUCACACCUAUGGAGCUGAAAUAAAUUGCCAGUUGUGUGGAAAAUCUUACAAAGCCUUGUCUUCUUUAGGGCGGCAUUUAAAAGAUUCCCAUGCCGGUAGAAAGAAGGAAUUGUCAAUGUUUGAUUUGUUACGCAAUUCCGGUGUCAUGGGAACCUGGCAUUUACGAAAGAAUACGUCAAGUAUGUAUGGCAGUGCAGACGUUGAUUUUUUGGACGAUGAGGAGGAUAGUGAAAGUUACAAAGAAAGUGAUGAAGAAGAUAUUAAUGAUAAAGAUGUCAGUUUAACUGAAGAAGAAGAUGAAAGUGACCAAGAGAGAGAUUAA